GAGUGGACUGAAAGCCACGAGAGAAGCAAGUUCUACCACAACCUCUGCGUCCCCGCGCCCCGCCAAACUGGCAGCUAAAGGGGAAAAGUUUUCCUUUAUAUCGGUGGGCGUGUUGAACGGAAGCAUACGACGGUCGGCCAAGCAGCGAAGCAGGCCGGAGAGAAAAAGAUCAGAGCGAGAGAGAUGGGUUCCGAGGGUAAGGGCGAGCGUCUGCCUCAGGCAAAGCUACCGGAGAUCAAGUUCACCAAGCUCUUCAUCAAUGGCCACUUCGUCGACGCUGUCUCAGGGAAAACCUUCGACACCAUCGACCCGCGGACAGGAGAGGCGAUCGCGAAAAUUGCAGAGGGCGACAAGGAAGACAUUGACCUCGCCGUGAAAGCUGCUCGAGAGGCUUUUGACAAAGGACCAUGGCCCAGGAUGCCUGGCUCACAAAGAGGAAGGCUGAUGAUGAAAUUCGCGGACCUGAUCGACCAAAACGUGGACGAACUGGGCGCGCUCGAGGCAGUCGAUGCCGGCAAGCUUUUGUUCUUGAACAAGAUCGUCGACAUUCCUUUCGUCUCCGGCAGCCUCCGGUAUUACGCAGGCGCCGCCGAUAAGAUCCACGGCGAGACCCUCAAGCUCAACAAUGGGCUCAUCGGACACACUUGGCGGGAGCCGAUGGGCGUGGCUGGGCUCAUAAUUCCAUGGAAUUUCCCGUCGCUGCUGCUCUUCUCGUGCCUAGCCCCGGCCCUCGCAGCUGGGUGCACCGUUGUGGUCAAACCGGCGGAGCAGACCCCUUUGACCGCGCUCUACUUUGCCCACCUUGCUAAGUUGGCAGAUAUCCCAGAUGGAGUGAUCAACGUAGUGACUGGUUUUGGGCCUACGGCCGGAGCUGCACUUGCUUCUCACAUGGACGUUGACAAGAUCAGUUUCAUAGGUUCAACCGAGGUGGGGAGGUUGAUCAUGGCAGCGGCUGGGCAAAGCAAUCUAAAAUCUGUGACCCUCGAGCUUGGGGGAAAAUCACCUCUCAUAGUCUUUGAUGAUGCAGAUGUAGACAUAGCUGUUGACCUCGCCCAUAAGGCCUGCUUCUUCAACAAGGGCGAGGUAUGUGUUGCUGGAACAAGGAUUCUUUUACAGGAAGGAAUUUACGAUGAAUUUGUGAAGAAGUGCGUGGCGAAGGCAAGAGCAGUGGUGGUGGGAGACCCCUUUGAUCCCACCGUUACGCAGGGUCCUCAGGUUGACGAGAAGCAGUUUGAGAAGGUGCUGUCCUACAUUGAACAUGGAAAGAGGGAAGGAGCAACCUUGCUCACAGGUGGUAAAGCUUGUGGAGAUGUUGGUUACUAUAUUGAGCCUACCAUUUUUGCAGAUGUGAAGGAUGACAUGAUCAUUGCCAAGGAGGAAAUAUUUGGACCGGUCAUGUCCCUCAUGAAGUUCAAGACCAUUGAUGAGGCCAUUGAGAAAGCCAACAAGACCCAGUAUGGAUUGGCUUCUGGCAUAGUGACCAAGGACAUAAAUGUGGCCAAUACAGUUGCAAGAUCUGUUCGGGCCGGGAGCGUUUGGAUCAACUGCUACUUGGCGUUCGACCCGGACUGCCCAUAUGGUGGAUACAAGAUGAGUGGGUUCGGCCGCAACCUUGGCCUGCAUGCCCUUGACAACUUCCUCCAAGUUAAAUCAGUUGUCACUCCAGUUCACAACUCUCCUUGGCUCUAACCAUGUACUCUAUAUUUAUGUCUCAUUUGUUGAAUAAAUCCAUGGUCUUUUAGGAGGGAUCACAAAGAGUUUUACCAAACUUGAGUAGAUUGUCUCCAGGGUUCAUGUAAUUUUAAAGAAAUGAAUAGUGAACUGCACUAAGUGGAGCAUGUAGUUUAAUUCCAAAAAAGAGAGGAAAGAAGCAUAUAUAUAUAUAUAUAAUGAAAAUGCUGGAGUUUCAAUA
Messenger RNA from Nymphaea colorata (pocket water lily), 1912 nucleotides. RefSeq names its product aldehyde dehydrogenase family 2 member C4-like. The record is from RefSeq and is a predicted model, not a curated record. Lineage: Eukaryota; Viridiplantae; Streptophyta; Magnoliopsida; Nymphaeales; Nymphaeaceae. The transcript is spliced from 9 exons. The coding region runs from base 184 to 1689 and encodes 501 amino acids. Gene Ontology annotation, molecular function: aldehyde dehydrogenase (NAD+) activity.